CGGCCGUGGCCCCGCCCCGUCGGGUGGCUGGCGUCCGUUACGCGUUGAGGCAUUUUGUCCCCAGCUUCGACCCGUCUCUCUGACCUCGCCGCUGCUAUGGCGGCAGCUCCGCCGCUUUCCAAGGCCGAGUAUCUGAAGCGUUACUUGUCCGGGGCAGAUGCCGGCGUCGACCGGGGAUCUGAGUCCGGUCGCAAGCGUCGCAAAAAGCGGCCGAAGCCUGGCGGGGCCGGCGGCAAGGGAAUGCGGAUUGUGGAUGAUGAUGUGAGCUGGACAGCUAUCUCCACAACCAAACUAGAAAAGGAGGAAGAGGAAGAUGAUGGAGAUUUGCCUGUGGUGGCAGAGUUUGUGGAUGAGCGGCCAGAAGAGGUAAAGCAGAUGGAGGCCUUUCGUUCCAGUGCCAAAUGGAAGCUUCUGGGAGGCCACAAUGAAGACCUACCCUCAAACAGACAUUUUCGUCACGAUACCCCGGAUUUGUCUCCUAGGAGGGUCCGUCAUGGUACCCCAGAUCCAUCUCCUAGGAGGGACCGUCAUGACACCCCGGACCCAUCUCCUAGGAGGGCCCGUCAUGACACCCCAGAUCCUUCUCCCCUCAGAGGGGCUCGUCACGACUCAGACACAUCUCCUCCCGGGAGGAUCCGUCAUGACUCCUCAGACACUUCACCCCCAAGGAGGGCCCAUCAUGAUUCUCCAGAUCCUUCUCCCCCAAGGAGGCCUCAGCAUAAUUCUUCAGGUGCAUCUCCUAGGAGAGUCCGUCGUGAUUCACCAGAUCCCUCUCCUCCUAGGCGAGCCCAUCAUGGUUCCUCAGAUAUCUCUUCCCCCAGAAGGGUCCAUAACAACUCCCCUGACACAUCUAGGAGGACUCUUGGCUCUUCAGACACACAGCAACUCAGAAGGGCCCGUCAUGACUCCCCUGAUUUGGCUCCUAAUGUCACUCAUUCCCUACCCAGAACCAAAAGUGGUAAAGCCCCAGAAAGAGCCUCUAGCAAGACUUCUCCACAUUGGAAGGAGUCAGGAGCCUCCCAUUUGUCAUUCCCAAAGAACAGCAAAUAUGAGUAUGACCCUGACAUCUCUCCUCCACGAAAAAAGCAAGCAAAAUCCCAUUUUGGAGACAAGAAGCAGCUUGAUUCCAAAGGUGACUGCCAGAAAGCAACUGAUUCAGACCUUUCUUCUCCACGGCAUAAACAAAGUCCAGGGCACCAGGAUUCUGAUUCAGAUCUGUCACCUCCACGGAAUAGACCUAGACACCGGAGCUCUGAUUCUGACCUCUCUCCACCAAGGAGGAGACAGAGGACCAAAUCUUCUGAUUCUGACCUGUCCCCGCCUCGAAGGAGUCAGCCUCCUGGAAAGAAGGCUGCACACAUGUAUUCUGGGGCUAAAACUGGGUUGGUGUUAACUGACAUACAGCGAGAACAGCAGGAGCUCAAGGAACAGGAUCAAGAAACCAUGGCAUUUGAAGCUGAAUUUCAAUAUGCUGAAACCGUAUUUCGAGAUAAGUCUGGUCGUAAGAGGAAUUUGAAACUCGAACGUUUAGAGCAAAGGAGGAAAGCAGAAAAGGACUCAGAGAGAGAUGAGCUGUAUGCCCAGUGGGGAAAAGGGCUUGCCCAGAGCCGGCAACAGCAACAAAAUGUGGAGGAUGCAAUGAAGGAGAUGCAAAAGCCUCUGGCCCGCUAUAUUGAUGACGAAGAUCUGGAUAGGAUGCUAAGAGAACAGGAAAGAGAGGGGGACCCUAUGGCCAACUUCAUCAAGAAGAAUAAGGCCAAGGAGAACAAGAAUAAAAAAGUGAGACCUCGCUACAGUGGUCCAGCACCUCCUCCCAACAGAUUUAAUAUCUGGCCUGGAUAUCGCUGGGACGGAGUGGACAGAGACGGAGUUUCACCGUGUUGCCAGGCUGGUCUCGAACUCCUGACCUCAGGUGAUCCACCCACCUCAGCCUCCCAAAGUGCUGGUAUUACAGGCUUACAGGAUUACAGGAUUACAGAUCCAAUGGAUUUGAACAGAAGCGCUUUGCCAGGCUUGCCAGCAAGAAGGCAGUGGAGGAACUUGCCUACAAAUGGAGUGUUGAGGAUAUGUAACUUUCCUGAGGCUAUGGGGGUGGCUGGGCUGUGGUAGUGGGCAUAGGCAGCGAGAUAUCCAGUGGUAACAGUUGUCUGUGCUAAUAAUUGGAGCCCACACAGACCAGCAGCUUGUUGAAUGCCAGUUUUGACCACAGAAGAAUAUUCGAGACCUGAUGUUUGGACUGAGGUACCUGUACUUCUUGGGUGUGACAGCACCGGCUGUUGCUGGCUUUCAGAGGAAGCAUUGAUUUCUCAUUGACCAGGGUUUGUUCUUGGUAGGGUUUUUCUUUUUCUUUUUUAAAUAAACAUGUAUUUAUUUUUUUAAAAUUA
Messenger RNA from Gorilla gorilla gorilla (western lowland gorilla), 2384 nucleotides. It is a transcript of the gene BUD13, whose product is annotated as BUD13 homolog. The record is from RefSeq and is a predicted model, not a curated record. Gene Ontology annotation, molecular function: RNA binding. The coding region runs from base 97 to 2109 and encodes 670 amino acids. The transcript has 11 exons. Gene Ontology annotation, biological process: mRNA splicing, via spliceosome. NCBI's taxonomy places the organism in Eukaryota, Metazoa, Chordata, Mammalia, Primates, Hominidae. Gene Ontology annotation, cellular component: U2-type spliceosomal complex; RES complex.